CAGUAACUUCUGCUGUGCUGUUGAUCAGCAUUUCAUAUUGAAACCAUAAGUAUUCAUUCCGUGUCUGCAAUUGCUUAUGAUAAUCACUGUCUGAAACUGUUUUUAGUAUUUGUGGAAAAGGAGCUCCUCUAGUGUGUUCAGUGCUAUGCUGCAGGGUGUGAAGGAGUUCUGCCUGCACAAAGCAGAAUGCAGUCCUGGUGGAGGAAGAGUAGGAGAGAGGUGUAAGGAAUGGCUGAAGUAGACUGUCAAUUGGUAGAAGUCACAGUAGAUGCAGGUAAUAAUGGAAAUGGUGUAUACCUGUUUAUAUGCCAAUUAAAAGGAGUUGGCUUUUUUAAGCCUAACAGCAGUGAAUGAGGUGAUUUACAGUUAUUUCCCACAGCACAAGAAAAAUACCAAGAAAUCAGAAAAGCAAUUUUAAAUAAAGAACCUGUAUUGGUACAAGAAGAAAAACGUACAAAAGAUUUGUAUACAGCUGGGUAGUGGAGAAGGGUGUCCUGCUAAGGCAGCGAGGUUCUUGAACAUCUUGACAGAUUACUACAGUGUCCUCUGUAGUCCCCCUCUGAACCUUGAAAUAAAGUUCAUCAGUCUAUAAAGAGGACUUUUGUGUUAUGAUUGCCUUUGAUAGGUAAGAAAAAGACGUCAUAAUUGUGGAGUUUUGGUCCCCUUUUCCAUUUGAAUUGUGUAUUUUCCUAUAUCGGUUGUUGGACUCAUAGAAUUUGAGAAAGAGAGCUUUUGUGCAGUGACAGAUGACUUGGUUGGGAACCAUGUUGUCUGUGUUUGGAGUCACGAGAGCUGUACUGCUUUCUGCCAACUGAGAACCUGACCAGUUAGUUGAAUGAUUUUGGUUUUAGGGAAAUUUGUCAGGAUUAUGUCUGGGAAUGAGAUACAAAUUGGCAUGUGUUUGACAUGCAUGACUCUGUGUUGAAUGCUGGACUAAAGUGUACAACUCUUUCCAGGGGUGCUGACUGGUACAUUUGGUUAUCUCGUUAAAAGUUUGUGUUACUCAGCUUCUGACAAAUGUGUAAGAUUGACAUUUAUGAGCCAGUUCAAUCAAAGCAUCUUCUCAUGCUGAUCCUGGAAAACUUCAAAUGGUCAUCAUGACAGAAAAAUGUGUUGAUGAUGAUCUGUCAAACUCUUUGAAGAACCAGCAUGGAGAUUGGCAUGCUGAACUGUUAAUGGGGACAUGGGACUCAAGUUGUCAUUGAUCAUUUGUGUGGACAUAACUAGCAAAAAGCAACAGAAGACGCUAGAAAGACAGUGGGAAUUAUAGCAGUUUUUCAGGUCACCAAAUCUUGUUAUUUUAAUUUCUGUCUGGAAGAAUGUCUGAACAAGGUAAAUUGAACCAGGAAACAGCAGAGGAAGCUGUGAAAGAACAGGAGUCUGCCCUCUCUGAAGCGACCCCAGACAACUGUAUUCUUAAUAAAUCUGAAAGCUCAGAAGUAGAGGAAAAGGAGGAAAAGCUUAGUGAUGCCAAGACAGAGCUGCAGAAACGAGGUGCAAACCAGAACCAGCAGAAAAAGAGAUCCAAGUCAGGAGCUAAAGGAAAACUUGUCCGGAGUCUUGCUGUUUGUGAAGAGACAUCCCCUCGCCCGGGAGCAGAAAGUCUUCAUGAUAAUCAGGAAUCAAUACAACUACAACUUUCAAGUUUUCCUAGUUUGCAAGAAGACAAAACUAGUAAAGAUGACAAUGAGAAAGAAAAAGAAAAGGAUAAAAAUAAAGAAAAAGAUAAAAACAGUGAAAAAAACAAGAUCAGAAUGUUAUCAAAAGAUUUCAGUCAAGAGUAUACAGACUCAACAGGCAUAGAUUUGCAUGAGUUUCUCAUUAAUACGUUAAAGAAUAACCCCAGGGACAGAAUGAUACUCUUGAAAAUGGAACAGGAAAUUAUUGAUUUUAUUAGUGACAACAAUAAUCACUAUAAAAAGUUCCCUCAGAUGUCAUCAUAUCAGAGGAUGCUCGUACACAGAGUGGCAGCUUACUUUGGAAUGGAUCACAAUGUGGAUCAAACUGGAAAAUCUGUAAUCAUCAACAAGACCAGCAAUACCAGAAUACCAGAGCAAAGGUUUUCUGAACAUUUAAAAGAUGAAAAAGGUGAAGAAUCCCAGAAGCGAUUUAUCUUGAAGCGAGCUAACUCUAGUAUUGAUAAAGAAGACAAUCAGCAAAACAGAAUUCUUCCAUUUAGAGAUGACAGACGAAGUAAAUCAAUUGAAGAGAGAGAAGAGGAGUAUCAGAGAGUGAGGGAGAGAAUAUUUGCACAAGAUUCAGUUUGCUCCCAGGAAAACCUUUUUGUGGAAAACAGUAGGCUCUUGGAAGACAGUAGUAUAUGCAAUGAUACCCAUAAGAAAAGACAGCUGUUUAGGGGUAACAGAGAUAGCUCGGGGAAGGCAUCUGGCAGUCGGCAGAGCAGUACGGAGAAUGAAUUGAAGUGGACAGACCACCAGAGGCCAUGGAGCAGCACAGACUCAGACAGUUCAAAUCGAAAUUUGAAGCCAGCCAUAACAAAGACAGCAAGUUUUGGUGGCAUAACCGUCCUGACAAGAGGAGAUAGCUCAUCAAGUAACAAAAGUACCGGCAAACUGUCUAAAACAGGUAGCUCAGAGUCUUCCAGCAGCGCUGGUUCCUCAGGAUCUCUGUCACGAAUACAUCAGCCUCUCCAAAGUGCACCUCUUGUCCCUGGGGUGACGGCCAGCUCUUCAGGCACCGUGUCCUACCCUGAGAAUGGGAUGAGUGGCCAGGUGGCAUCCAACAACACCAGCUAUAUCAUUCUUCCACUUGAAGCUGCAGGGAUACCGCCUGGCAGUAUCCUGCUCAACCCACACACAGGUCAACCAUUUGUAAAUCCUGAUGGGACGCCUGCAAUAUACAAUCCUCCCAGCAGCCAGCAGACAAUGAGGAGCCAGAUGGUGGGACAGUCUCAGCAGCAGCCUUCAUCCCAGCAGCCUCAGCAGGUUCAACAGCCACAGCAGCAAAUGGCAAGUCACCUUGUCACACAGCCUGUUCAGGCCAUGCAGCCAUCUUCUCAGUCAGUCCAAUAUCCAGCAGUUUCUUAUCCUCCCCAGCAUCUCCUGCCAGUCUCUCCAACACAGCAGUUUUCUGUGCGAGAUGACAUGACAACACAGUUUAACCAGAUGAGCUUGAGUCGUCAAUCAUCAGGAGACAACCCUGAAUCACCUUCUGGCCCUGUCUACCCGUCACCUAUCUUACAGCAGCCUGCCCAGCAGACGGGUUACAUUAUGGCUUCCCCAACUCAACAGCUUCCCCCAGGAGGCUUUACAGGUUCAGGUCCACCAGUGUCUCAGCAAGUGCUGCAGCCACCACCGCCGCCCCAAGGCUUUGUGCAACAGCCACCACCACCUGCUCAGAUGUCAGUGUAUUAUUACCCAUCUGGUCAGUACCCUACCUCAACAACUCAGCAGUACAGACCCAUUGCCUCAAUUCAGUACAAUGCACAGAGGAGUCAACAAAUCCCACAGGCUGCACAGCAAGCAGCUUUGCAAGUACUUUGGGAUGGACCAACUCAGAACUUUUGGCAAAUAAGUUACCAGCCUGUCCUGGCAAACCAGCAGCAAGGGUUCCAGGGUCUUGUGGGAAUGCAGCAGCCUCCCCAAAGCCAGAGCCUGAUGAAUAAUCAACAGGGAAAUCAGGUGCAAGGCAUGAUGGUGCAGUAUCCAGCCAUGUCGUCUUAUCAGGUGCCAAUGACCCAGGGUUCUCAAGGAUUGCCACAGCAAUCAUAUCAACAACCAAUCAUGCUACCUAAUCAAUCAGGUCAAGGAACACUUACAGCCACUGGAAUGCCUGUUUACUGUAAUGUCAUACCUCCUGCCCCACAGAACAAUCUACGGUUGAUUGCCCCACACUGCCCCUCCAAUAACGUUCCAGUUAUUUCUGCCAGCUGCAGGACAAACUGUGCGAGCAUUAACAAUGCAGGGUGGCAGGUCAAGUACUGACACUGGCUUAGAGUGGAUAUACAAGGAUAGUGGUGCAUUAUUUGACAAAUAACUCAUGGCCUUCAAAUGAAGAGGAACACAACAGGAUAAUCAGUUGAGGACAUAAGUACUGACUAUGCCCAAGUGAUUUGCUGCUGGAAAAAAUCUGUAAAAAAUAAAUUAAAUUUUGAAAAAAAAAAUGUUUGCUGGUUAAUGGUGCAUAUUCUUGUCAUGUCUGCUAGGUAUGCCUUUAUAGCUUAGCUAGUGACAUGAAUUCAUUGAGGUAAGAUUUUUUCCUACCACUGAACACCACUGUGUAGAUUGUAAUAUCCCUGAUUCGGAUUAGUUUUGUACUUUGUGUUGAGUUUGUGAAGCUAAAAGUAUUUAAAAAUAUAAUAAAAUCACAUUGUACCAAAGCUGUAAUGGAAAUGAAAACAAACAAACAAAAAAAGAAAACAAAAUGAAAAAAAAAAAUUACUGAAUGGAAAGAAUAAUUUAUACACACUAUAGAGUUUUUUAUGGAUAUAUACUGUAUUGUAGUGCUUAAUCACAAUAAAGCUAUUUGACCUCAUGGAGAAAGGUCAUGUUUCUA
Messenger RNA from Anas platyrhynchos (mallard), 4515 nucleotides. The record is from RefSeq and is a predicted model, not a curated record. NCBI's taxonomy places the organism in Eukaryota, Metazoa, Chordata, Aves, Anseriformes, Anatidae.